This is a messenger RNA of Daldinia vernicosa, 475 nucleotides long. RefSeq lists its product as uncharacterized. NCBI's taxonomy places the organism in Eukaryota, Fungi, Ascomycota, Sordariomycetes, Xylariales, Hypoxylaceae. Bases 96 to 365 code for a protein of 89 amino acids. The transcript has a single exon. The record is from RefSeq and is a predicted model, not a curated record.
AUGAAGAUGCAUGGAAUGAUAAUAUGGUUUGCUAGGAUUUUCUACGGAUCUCCUUUUUUGUGGCAAGUUGUAUCACCAUCUACAUCAAUACGUUCAUGCAGCAGCAGCAGCAUUAUUUACACGAGUUAAUUCGAGUGGGCUCUGCAUUAAUAUUACUGGGUAUGGUAUUGAAAGUCUCAGGACGCUUUUGUAACUGCACUCGGGUCAGGUCUAGGAUCAAUCAAUCAGGAGUUGCGGAACGACAUUAUCCAUCGCUAUUAUUAUUAUGUUUUUUUCUUCAGGGGAUUUAUUUAUUUAUUUUACAGGCAUUUUUUAUAAGGAGAAUCAGAACUAUCGCUUUUUCUCUCUCCUUUCUACAGAUAUAGAAAAACCCAAAAAAUAAGUAUCGAUUCUUCUGUGCCACUCGCUCCUGAGCAAUGCCCAUAUCCUUUCCUAAUACGAGUACAUAGUAGUAAAGACAGUGGAACUUCUGAAU